UAUUCCCACCCCCUAAAAGGGACCAACUUUCUGGAUCUCUCCAUUCUGCCCCGCGAGAAACUUCGGGAGGCCUGACCCCUGUUUUAAGAGCAGGAGACACGGCCUGUCUAGAAGAAGUUCUUGAACACGAGCACUGUAAUCAAAGAGGAAGACAAAAAACCAUAGAAACCUUUAAACCAACAUGGCUUUGCUGUGCUACAAUAAAGGCUGUGGACAAACGUUUGACCUCAACAACAACAAGGAUGACUCCUGUCUCUUCCAUCCAGGAGUUCCCAUCUUCCAUGAUGCCCUGAAGGGAUGGUCCUGCUGUCGGAAGAGGACAACUGACUUCUCAGAGUUUCUCUCCAUCAAGGGCUGCACCCACGGUCGCCACAGCAACGAGAAGCCUCAAGAGCCUCUGAGGGCAGAGGUGUGUUCGGAUAAGGGCAAUAGUAGGCAUACCAACUGCCAAGAAAUUAUCUACCAAGGCCCCAAAUCUGCUGAAAUGUUGCAGAAAGAGAGACCCAGUUCAGAUGAGCCUAUGACAAAGCUUCCCCACAAAGUGUCAGCGUCUCUGGUUCAGGUUCUUGAGAAGCUGGACAUCAACAAGACCUCCAGCAGCGAGACCAAAGAGAGUCAGACUGUUAUGAAAGGUACCCGCUGCAAAAAUGCAGGCUGCAAAACGAUCUAUCAAGGAUCAACAACUGACAUGGAGGCCUGCACCCACCACCCUGGAGCCCCCGUCUUCCAUGAAGGGUAUAAAUAUUGGAGCUGCUGCUGCAUAAGAACCACAGACUUCAAUGCCUUCAUGGACCAGAAAGGCUGCACCACAGGGAAACACAGCUGGGUUCCAAAGCAGGACAAGAAGAAAGUGGCAUGUCGACAUGACUGGCAUCAGACCCGAAAUGCUGUUGUCAUAACAAUUUAUGCCAAAAAUGCACUUCCUGAAUUCUGUACAAUAGAGGCCAACCAGACAGUGCUCUCAUGUCAAAUCCAGUUUGACAGAGAAAAGAUUUUCAAGAGGAACUUCCACCUCUGGGGGGUUAUUGAUGUCAAUAAAAGCUCUGUCAACCUGGUCCCUUCCAAAGUAGAAAUAAGCCUUCACAAAGCUGACCAGGUGUCCUGGGGCAAACUGGAAGACACGAACUACAAGCCCGAGCCAGAGCCUGUGGAGGAGCCGGACAACGAAAUGCCAGAGUCAUAUCAACCGGACUGGGACAUUGCAGAUGAUGACAUCAGUGACUCAGAUGAAGAGUGGGCUUACGACACUCCAGAGAACAGAAGACAGGAGAGCAAAGAGGAUCAGGAAAAGAUGAAGAUGGAGGAAACCAUGCAGAAUUUGAAGAGGAAGCAGGUGGAGGAGGAGAUGAAGAAUGCAAUGAGGGAAAAUCUGAGAGCAGAGGAGGAGAAGAAGAGGCUAGAAGAGCAACGGAAGCAAGAGGAAGGAUUUGAAGAUAUGCCUGAUCUUGAGGACCAUGAUGCAGAUGUAGAGUGAUUGUUUAAGCAUGAUGAAGAAAAAAAGUAGAAAAUAAAACAAAACAUUUACGUCUAAA
Molecule: messenger RNA, 1532 nt
Organism: Oryzias latipes (Japanese medaka)
Lineage: Eukaryota; Metazoa; Chordata; Actinopteri; Beloniformes; Adrianichthyidae
Product: cysteine and histidine-rich domain-containing protein 1
Source: RefSeq, a predicted model, not a curated record